GAGCACAGCAGGGCGGACACUCUCCCCACACCUGCACCUGGUCACUCCAUUCACGCUCGAGCGGACCCAAACGGCUGCCAUCCAGGCUGCAACUUUUUUAUUCAAAUUUUCAUUUUUUGUGUGUGGAGAAAGUGGAACAAACGUUCAGGGAUCACAUGCGUGUUUACAUUUUGUGAACACAUUUUUUUUAUUUUUUUAUUUGUCGCAUGGAAGAAAAGCCGUCGCUAAUUAGGCAGUCCCCCCUCACCGACACCCCCCCCCCCCCCCCAAACCCCCCCCCCUCUCUCUCUCUCUCUCCCUCAAGAGGAAUUUGUAAACCUAUCGGAUUGUUUAAUUCCUGCGCAGCGCCGCCGCCGAGAGAGAUUUUCCAAUCCAGCUCCGAGGCACAACACGCGGGGAACGCCGCUGUAACGUCCCGCAAGUUUCUUUUUUCCCCCCUCCGAGAUCUCAGAGGGCGUCGAGGAAGUAUGAAAGCAAAAAGAUUUAGAUCUCUGUGGGCUACCUGCAUGACUGUUACCAUGACAGCAUCUGGAGCCCAACUCCUCCUGCUGGCCUUAUGUGUUUACAGAGGCUCGGGCCUGCAGCAGUCUGCUCCGCGGAUUCGCCUCUCCUUCAAAGAACUGAUGGACACAAGGGCAGCGCGGCCCUUCAGUUUCUCCUUCAACACCAGCGACUACCGCAUCCUCCUGAUGGAUCAGGAUCAGGGCCGUCUGUACCUGGGCAGCCGGGAGUACCUGGUGGCUCUGGACAUGCACAAUGUCAACAAGGAGCCACUAAUAAUCCACUGGCCAGCAUCUGCUAAGAGAAAGGGAGAAUGCCAGAUGACAGGAAAGGGAAGACAGGGUGAAUGUGCCAACUUUGUGCGGUUGAUCGAGCCGUGGAACCGCACCCAUCUCUACACCUGUGGAACGGGGGCGUACCAGCCGAUCUGCACAUUCAUCAACAGGGGCUGGAGGGCAGAGGACUACCUGUUUCGGCUGGUCCCUGGGUAUGUGGAUUCAGGGAAGGGGAAAUGUUCCUAUGAUCCCAAACAGGAGAACAUCGCAGUUCUGAUCGAUGGUAAUCUAUAUGCAGGGGUCCACAUUGACUUCAUGAGUACAGAUGCUGCCCUGUUCAGGACCAUGGGUGGGAGAACGGCAAUCAGGACGGAGCAGUAUGACUCCAGGUGGCUCAACGAGCCUGUGUUUGUUCAGAUCCAGCAGAUCCCUGACAGUGCAGAAAGGAACGACGACAAGCUUUACUUCUUUUUCCGCGAGAAGAGUCUCGACUCGAGCGGCGGUGCGAGCCCCAGCGUUUUAGCCCGGGUGGGAAGAGUGUGUCUGAAUGAUGAAGGAGGCCAGAAGUCCCUGGUGAACCGCUGGACGACGUUCCUGAAGGCGCGCCUCAUCUGUUCGGUGAUAGGAGAAGAUGGAGUGGAGACACGGUUCGAUGAACUACGGGAUGUGUUUAUUCAGCCCACGCAGGAUGAGCGAAACCCUAUGGUGUACGCUCUCUUCACCACGGCGGGCUCGGUGUUCAAGGGUUCUGCAGUCUGCGUGUACUCAAUGGCUGAUAUCCGCAAUGUCUUCAAUGGACCGUUUGCCCACAAACAUGGCCAUAACUACCAAUGGACAGAGUACACUGGCAAGAUUCCCUACCCACGGCCCGGGACGUGUCCAGGAGGAACCUUCACUCCUGGUAUCCGUUCCUCCAAGAACUUUUCAGAUGAGGCUGUGAAUUUCAUCCGAGCCCACCCCCUCAUGAUCCAUCCAGUUUAUCCGAUCCACCGCCGCCCCCUGGUGGUGAGAACCGGCGUGGACUACCGAUUCACUGCCCUGGUGGUGGAUCAGGUGGAUGCUGUGGAUGGACGCUACGAGGUGCUCUUCCUGGGGACAGAUCGAGGCACUGUUCAAAAGGUUAUAGUUUUGCCGAAGGACCCAACUAACAUGGAGGAACUGACUCUAGAGGAAGUGGAGGUCUUUCGGUCCAGAGCUCCAGUCAAAACAAUGAAGAUAUCCUCUAAAAGACAACAGCUGUACGUGUCGUCAGACGCGGGGCUGACCCAGGUGUCGCUGCACCGCUGUGGUGUGUAUGGCAGGGCGUGCUCUGACUGCUGUCUGGCCCGAGACCCCUACUGUGCCUGGGAUGGAGAGAGCUGCUCUGCUUUCACUCCGUCCACCAAGAGGAGGAGCAGGCGACAGGAUGUCAAACAUGGAGACCCACUGAGGCAGUGCAGAGGCUUUAACGCCAAAGUGGAGAAACGUCUCAGAGAAACGGUGCAGUUUGGGGUGGAGGGCAGCAGCACCUUCUUGGAGUGUCAGCCUCGCUCCCCUCAGGCCUCCGUCAAGUGGCUCUUCCAGAGAGAAGGAAAGAGGAAAGUGCUCACCCGUGUGGGAGGUGUACUGAAGACCAACCACGGUAUCCUGCUGAAGUCUCUCAAUCAAUCCGACGCGGGGCUCUACCACUGCCUCGCCACUGAGAACAACUUCAAACACACGGUGGCCCGCGUGGCGCUGCGCAUCCUGGAUCGAGACAUCGUUUUGGCGCUCACCGCCCAAGAUGAGGACGAGGAGCCCAAAACUCUCCAGGCGGGACCUCAACAACAGUCGUCCCUCGUCUCCACCCCCUUCCCGCCCGAGAUAAGACUGAUUAACCAGUACUGCCAGUCGUACUGGGAGCAACUCAGUCCCAAACAGCAGCAGCAGCGCAAGCGCACCAGCCGCAGGCACACAGAGGGCCAGGACCAAGGCCUCGGCUAGAGGGAGGGUCGGACGCCGUCCAACACUGGCCCGUGUGGACUUUUGUGUUUGACAUGCAUGUUUGUGUGUCACCUCUAUUCAUUAGGCAGGUGAUGCUGUCAUGCUGUCGCUAAAGUAUGAUAUUUGUGGUUUUAUAAGUGUCAGCCUGCAAAAUACCAUAUUGUGUAUAUUUUACAUUGUCUGUGACCACUUCCCAAAGAAUACCGUACAUAUUUACAUUUCCCAUCUUUUCAGGUAUCAGCUUGUGUUAGUUUGACAUUUAAAUACACUCACGGAUGUGACGUGAGUAUUAUGGCCAGGCGAGAGGAGGAAGAUUUUAUUUAUUUUGCACUUCGAGAAUAAAGUCUAAAUGUCAACAAUAAGAUCAAACUUUCAGUAUUACUGCCAGGCCUAAUAAAGAAUAUACCAGAGGAGUACUUAAAAUAUAAAUGUUUUAUUGCAUUUUGAGAAUAAACAUCGGACCUUAGAGAAGCGUCAGUGCAUAUACUGAAAAUUCAAAUUUCAUAAUGUGAAUUUAAAACAAAUACUUAUGCCUGGCCCUAAUACUCAUAAGGAUUGUUUUAAACCUUUUUAAAUUAUUCAGGUCGACUUGAGAAUCACUGUGGAAGAUCAAUUUAUUUAGUGCAAGAAAAAGUUAUUUUCACAGCAUCCAUAUUUGCUUAUUAUCUGUUUUCUAGGUUUUGAUUUUCCAACAAUAUAACUCGCGAAAGCAGAUAUUUUGGUCAGGUGAUUCUUACAUUUUGGAUUGUCCUCGAGAGCACCGACAAAAGAAGCGUUUUUUAAAGGAUCACAUAUUCCAUGUUUGUCGUUUUGGAAAAUGGUAUUUGAUGUAAAGUAAAUGCAGCACGUGGUUAACAGGCUUCAACAUGCAGAACCACAAGUAUGGUACUGUAAAGUAUCUUGAAACAGAAAUGUAAUAUAUUGAUUGUGAAUAUAAUAUAUAUGGUCAUUGGAUUACUCUUGUAUCGUAUGAAGUUAAUAUGAUAUAAAUGCAUACGUUGCAUGCAUAUGUGUCGUUUGUUGCAAGUUGUAAAUUUUUACAUGUAAUGAUGUUUGUAAGGUGUAAAGUAUUCUGUUAAGCUAAUUCCAUUGACUCCCUUGCUCUAUAUGUGAGUGUUGAGGGUAUGUGUAGCAUACAGUAUUCUUCCAGUUAUGCACUUUGUCGGUGGCGGUAUUCGAGGGAAUUUGGGAUCUUUGCACAGAUGUAUGAGAAAAUGAAAAAAGGAACUUUUUUUUAAUGUACAGUAUGUUAUUAUAAAACUGGGAAUGGAACUG
Molecule: messenger RNA, 4013 nt
Organism: Cyclopterus lumpus (lumpfish)
Lineage: Eukaryota; Metazoa; Chordata; Actinopteri; Perciformes; Cyclopteridae
Product: semaphorin-3F-like
Exons: 18
Coding region: 207-2738 (843 amino acids)
Biological process (GO): positive regulation of cell migration; negative regulation of axon extension involved in axon guidance; negative chemotaxis
Molecular function (GO): chemorepellent activity; semaphorin receptor binding
Source: RefSeq, a predicted model, not a curated record